Molecule: messenger RNA, 957 nt
Organism: Mauremys reevesii (Reeves's turtle)
Lineage: Eukaryota; Metazoa; Chordata; Testudines; Geoemydidae
Gene: PPP1R3E
Product: protein phosphatase 1 regulatory subunit 3E
Biological process (GO): regulation of glycogen biosynthetic process
Cellular component (GO): protein phosphatase type 1 complex
Molecular function (GO): protein phosphatase 1 binding; glycogen binding
Source: RefSeq, a predicted model, not a curated record
AUGGCCCGCGCUCCCCCGCCCCCCAGCGACAUCCCGCGCAACCUGAGCUACAUCGCGGGGCUGUACGGCGGGCGAUACCGCACCGUCCGGCCCAGCCUGGGCGGCGACUCGACUCGGAGGCCGAGGGGCGGGCCCGGGCGCGCGCGCGGCCGCCAGAGCCGUGCAGGCAGCCGGGGCGGCGGCCGCAGGGCCCGUUCUGCCCCAGCCGGGGGCCCUGGGGGGGGAUCCCGCAGCCGCAGCCCCGGGUCCCGCAAGCGAGUGCGCUUCGCCGACGCCCUGGGGCUGGAGCUGGUCAGCGUGAGGCGCUACUGGCCGGCUGAGCUGCCCCAGGUCCCCGAGCGCGUCCACACCCAGCUCCGGCGUGACGCCCUGCGCCACUUCGCCCCCCUGCGGCCCUUCCAGGUAAUGGGGGGAGCCGGGGGGAGGGGGAUGACAGCAGCAGAGUCAGACCCCCAGGACCCGCUGGCCGGGCGCCUGCCACUGGCGCCAUGUUUCUGGGACCCGCUGGGGCUGCCGGACUUCGGGGGGCGGCUGGGGGCGCAGGGCGUGUGCCUGGAGGGGGUGCGGGCCGGGGGGCUGGGGGUGGCGGGGACCCUGCGGGUUCUCAACCUGGCCUAUGAGAAGCGGGUCAGUGUCCGCUACACCUGGGACGGCUGGGCCAGCUACCGGGAGGCCCCCGCCGCCUACGCGGGGCCCUCCGCCGGCCCCCCGCCCGGCCCCCCCUCUGACCGCUUCGCCUUCCGCCUGCCCCUGCCCCCCGGGGGCGCCCUGGAGUUCGCCCUGCGCUGCCACGUGGGGGGCCAGGAGCUGUGGGACAACAACGGGGGGCAGAACUACAUCCUGCGGGCCGGGGGGCGGGGCGGGGAGCUCCCCAGCCCCCCACGGGACGGUGACAGGGGCUGGAUCCACUUCCUGUAGGGGGCUUCACAACCAGCCUCCCAGGGGACAGAGACUUCA